AUGAAAGACAGCAAUGGAAUAUCUGAUUUCCUUGAAGAAUGUAAAGGGCUAUGUGAAGGCUGCGUCUUGAAAAUCACAUUGGUCCAACAGGAUCCAAAAGUGUUGGCUAAGUUGACCAAUUGCAUUUUAGGGUACAAGCAAUGCCCCCAAGUAGAUAUUUCACUUAAUACCUGGGUACGCACAGCAGGUGCAGGUACCCGCCUCAAAAAUCCAAUAUUUUGGACACCCACACCCGCCAGGUCUGCCAGGGCAGGUACCUGGGUACCUCCGGGUGUGGAGGAUUCAAUGGGCUUUGUUGAGGCCGGAGGGAACCCUCCAGCCUUUGAGACAAAUCCCCAAUAUCCCCUCCAGUUUCCUUCCAUCUCCCCGAUCUCUCAAACAUAUCUACGACCAUCACCUCACCACUCGGCUACCCAUAUCGAAAACAUGAUGGACCUUCGAUUGAUCCAAAGUUUUGAAGAAGGAUACCAACGACUCUACAAGGAUUACCUUGCGCCUGAGCCGGUCUACGUUGAUUAUCUAUUCCGAAGACGCUUUCGAAAGCAUUGCCCACUAUUCAUGAAAAUUGUGGACCAAGUGACUGCACACGAUCGAUAUUUCCAAAAGAAACCGGAUGCGUUGUGGUAA
This is a messenger RNA of Puccinia graminis f. sp. tritici CRL 75-36-700-3, 627 nucleotides long. RefSeq lists its product as uncharacterized. The record is from RefSeq and is a predicted model, not a curated record. Lineage: Eukaryota; Fungi; Basidiomycota; Pucciniomycetes; Pucciniales; Pucciniaceae. The transcript has 5 exons. Bases 1 to 627 code for a protein of 208 amino acids.